AUGGUCGUUGAAAUUCCCCGGUGGACCAAUGCUAAAAUGGAGAUAUGCAAAGAGGAGUUCAUGAAUCCCAUAAAGCAAGACGUUAAAAAGGGCAAAUUACGUUUUGUGAACAAUGUCUUUCCACAUAAAGGGUACAUUUGGAACUACGGAGCUCUUCCACAGACUUAUGAGGAUCCUUCCCACGUUGAUGCCAACACCCAGGCCAAAGGCGACAAUGAUCCCAUCGAUGUCUGCGAGAUUGGAAAUAAGAUCUUUCCUAGCGGCAGCGUUAUUCAAGUCAAGGUGCUCGGUAUUCUCGCCAUGAUCGAUGAAGGAGAAACUGACUGGAAGGUAAUUGCCAUCAACAUUCAGGAUCCGCUUGCUGAAAAACUCAACGACAUAGGUGAUGUGGAAAAGCUCAUGCCCGGUUUUCUCGACGCUACUAGAGAAUGGUUCCGUAACUACAAAGUCCCGACAGGCAAACCAAAGAAUACGUUUGGAUUUGAUGAACAGUACAAGGGCAGGGACUUUGCACUUAAAAUGAUUGCUGAAACGCAUGAGCAGUGGAAGCGUCUGGUUCUUCAUCAGUCUGAAUCGACUGGAUUGUUCAGACAGAGCGUGACAAACGAAUCCAGUCCCUACCUUGUUUCGUACGAAGAUGCCAAGGCUGAGCUAUCCAAAUUACCACCGUUCAAACAGGGAAAGGAAGUGUGUGAUCCAGCUAUUGAAGAAAUUCACUUCGUCCCUGCUUGA
Mesocestoides corti is the source of this 732-nucleotide messenger RNA. The record is from the annotation of a GenBank genome assembly. NCBI's taxonomy places the organism in Eukaryota, Metazoa, Platyhelminthes, Cestoda, Cyclophyllidea, Mesocestoididae.